Molecule: messenger RNA, 2584 nt
Organism: Gordionus sp. m RMFG-2023
Lineage: Eukaryota; Metazoa; Nematomorpha; Gordioida; Chordodea; Parachordodidae
Product: NADH-ubiquinone oxidoreductase 75 kDa subunit, mitochondrial-like
Exons: 14
Coding region: 19-2481 (820 amino acids)
Biological process (GO): cellular respiration
Molecular function (GO): iron-sulfur cluster binding; NADH dehydrogenase activity
Source: RefSeq, a predicted model, not a curated record
UUGAUCAUAUGUGAGAAUAUGUUAUUAAACAGAGUGAGAUGUUUGUAUCUUUUAAAGAAACCUGAAUACUUAUUAAAUAUUAAAAAUAAUAUUAACCUAUCAUCUGCUUCCGUUUUAUAUGGAUCUAAUAAAAUAGAAUUAUUUAUAAAUGAUCAAAGAGUGUUGGCUGAACCAGGCAUGACUAUUUUACAAGCAUGUUCUCUUAUUGAUAUUGAAAUCCCUAGAUAUUGUUUUCAUGAGAGAUUAAGUAUAGCAGGAAACUGUAGGAUGUGCUUAGUUGAGGUUGAAAAAUCAAUCAAACCAGUUGCCUCCUGUGCUAUGCCAGUGAUGAAAGGCAUGCGAGUUAAAACAGAUAAAAGAUCUACAAUAACCCAAAAAGCUCGUGAGGGUGUUACAGAAUUUUUAUUAGUCAACCAUCCUUUAGAUUGCCCUAUUUGUGAUCAAGCAGGUGAAUGUGAUUUGCAAGAUCAGACAAUGGCUUUUGGUAGUGACAGAAGCAGGUUUGUUGAUAUGAUGUAUUCCGGGAAAAGAGCUGUUGAAGAUAAAAAUAUUGGUCCUUUAAUUAAAACAAUAAUGACACGCUGCAUUCAUUGCACUAAAUGCAUAAGAUUUGCAUCCGAAAUAGCUGGCGUAGAUGAUUUGGGAACCACUGGUCGAGGAUCUGAUAUGCAAGUUGGCACAUUCGUUGAAAAAAUGUUCUACUCCGAGUUAUCAGGAAAUGUUAUUGAUCUGUGCCCUGUUGGAGCACUCACAUCUAAACCAUAUACUUUUACAGCAAGACCAUGGGAAACACGUAAGACAGAAAGCAUAGACGUUAUGGAUGGUGUGGGAAGCAAUAUAGUUAUUAGUACCAGGUCUGGCGAUGUUAUGCGAAUAUUGCCGAAAGUUAACGAUGAUAUUAACGAGGAAUGGAUAUCUGACAAGACUAGAUUUGCUUAUGAUGGACUUAAAUAUCAAAGAUUGGUGAGCCCGAUGAUCAAAAAGAAUGAUAUUUUUGAAAAUUGCGAAUGGGAAAAGGCCUUAAAUUUAUUAAGCGAAAAAAUAUGUCAAACCACAGGCUCCAAAAUGAUGGCUGUGGUUGGGAAUAUGGCUGACGCAGAAUCCAUGGCAGCUUUAAAAGAAUUUUUUAAUCGCCUAGGAUCACACAAUGUCUACACAGAGAGUUUAUUUCCGCCAAUAUUUAAAAAUAAUCGAGCCUCUUACAUAAUGAAUAACGGGAUAGCAUCGAUCGAAGAUGCGGACUUGAUAAUGAUAAUCGGAUGUAAUCCCCGUCUUGAAGCUCCAUUGGUUAACGCUAGAAUCAGGAAGGCUUGGCUACACAACGAAGCUGACGUGGCUUAUUUAGGCGAUCCAGUUAACUUAUCUUAUGAUUACAUUCAUUUGGGGAAAAGUUUGAAAGAUUUUAUCAACCUAACAUCAAAUAAAGCAAAUAUUUCUUUUCGACAAAAAAUUGCAAAAUCAAAAAAGCCUAUGUUAAUAUUAGGCUAUACAAUGUUAAAGAAGACCGAAGGAGAAAAUAUUCUUAAACUUGGCCUUAAGUUUAGUCACGAACUUCAAAAUAAUAUUAAAAAAGAUGCUACAGUAAAUUAUAAUUGGAAAGUUUUCAACGUUCUUCAUACUACUGCUAAUUUGGUAGGAGCUUUAGACUUAGGCAUAGAAACGAGAGAUUGUGUUAAGGCCUUCAAUGAAUUCGUACCCGAAUUAAUUUACUUAGUCGGAACCGAUGACAAUACUCAUUUAUUACGAAGUAUACAGCAAUAUAAAGAGACCGGUGGCCAAACAUUCGUCGUUUAUCAAGGACAUCACGGAGAUCGGGCCGCUUCGCUGGCCGACAUUAUAUUACCUGGGGCAGCUUAUACCGAAAAAUACGGUACGUAUGUUAAUACUGAAGGUCGUUCUCAAUACACUCAGCAAGCGGUUAGUGUCCCAGGAAAAGCCAGGGAAGAUUGGAAAAUCAUUAGGGCUCUGUCACAAUUUGUUAACGAGAUGAAAACUGUUACUACGCUAAGAAGUUUGGAUCCACUUGUUUUACCUAAUCUUAACGUUUUAACCUACUUAAAAGAUAACUUUAAAGAUAUUAGCCAUGAUGAGAGCCUUGCCAACACUAAUUUCAGUUCUGACUUUAAGCCAAAAUAUACACUUCCUUACGAUGAUCUUUUAAAGGCCAGACAUUUAAUGAAUAAAAUUGCCCAUUCACAGCAUCUCACAAAUUACGGGGUUUUAAAUGCAAAAUUUUACGAUGACAAUUAUAACAGACUUAUGAGUCACGUUGCUAUGCUGAAUAUUGAGGAUAUUGUUAAAAAUCUCUCUAAAUCAUCAGAUUAUACUUUAACGCCAGCUAUGUAUACGCUUAAAGAUUUUUAUAUGACGGACGCUAUAUCCCGUGCUUCUGUUACUAUGGCCAAGUGUGUUAAAGCAGCUUCCGAAGCAGAAGGCACUCGAUAUUUUACUCAACAAGAAACACAUGCUCUUUCAAUUUAAUUUUCCUUAUUAAUUUUAUUAGUCAUAUUUAUUUAAUUAAAAUAAUCAAUUAAUAUUUUCUGUAACAUAGUAUUCUUAUAUUUUAAUAAAAUUUUGCAACGCA